AUGGCUUGGGGAUCUUCUUCAAAAGCCCCUCCACCACCCCGCUCUGCUUUAAGCAAGCUUCUUCCUCUCCUCAUCUUCCUCAUCGUCGUCGGCGCAUUUGCAUUCGUCGGCUACCAAGUCUACCUCGUCACGCAACAAGUCUCAAAAUCCGCCUCGGACAAAAUGGCAUCCAAGAAUGUUUCCUUCACCAAAGACGGCGUCAAAGUCGGAGUGAAAGAGUUGAAAAAUGAAAGUUAUGUGGAUAAAACCCAAGGUUUCUUGGUCAAGGCUUGGAAUUUAAGUACAUGGCCUGCGUAUCAAUCGAGAUUGGCCUGGAAUAGUCCUAAGGAUGAUGGAAACGAUGGGAAAGUAGAAUCUAGGAAACCAUAUUCUCGCUCCUCAUCCAGCAGAUAA
This is a messenger RNA of Botrytis porri, 393 nucleotides long. RefSeq lists its product as uncharacterized. The transcript is spliced from 3 exons. Bases 1 to 393 code for a protein of 130 amino acids. Lineage: Eukaryota; Fungi; Ascomycota; Leotiomycetes; Helotiales; Sclerotiniaceae. The record is from RefSeq and is a predicted model, not a curated record.